GGUACUGCCUUGAUCUGCAUAAUAUAUGUAGUACAGUAGAAAAAAAUAGUUUCUAAGGAUGUCACUACUUAUACUUUAGAUAAUACCAACUCUUAAUAUGACAUAUGGAGCUUUCAAUGUAAAGUGAAAAAAAAAAAUUAUAUGACAUGGCCAAAACAAAUGUUGUCCUACCUAGAAUUCGUGGUGCUAGACCACAUGAAAGAUCUUUCGACUUGGUUGAACAAGAAUAUAAUGCCAUACAAGUGGGUCCAGCUCGUAGAAUUACAGUAGAGGACAAUGAUCGCUUAAUUGUAAAUCAAGGAGAUGACAGCGUACAUCCACGACUCCAUGCUUUGGAAGACAAAGUUACACAAGCCAUAAUUGCCCAAAAUGUUGUUUUGAAAGAACAACAGAAGGUAACUGAAGCUAUCAACCAUCAGCAGCAAAUGACACAAGCAUUAAUUGACAAGGCUUUCCAAAAUCGUGAGGAGUUUCUUCAUAAUCUUAGUGAAAUUCAAGGGGAGAGACUGGAAGAUAGUACAAGACAUUUACUCCAAGACCACAUACGUUACAUCACAUCUAUCGUCAAACGUUUGAAUCAGGAUAUCGAGGGUCUUGAAGCAGAGAUAAGAGCAAGAGAUCAUGGAAUCUUAGGAACUAAUGCUGCUGUUGGAAAAUUAGAAGUUCAUAACGUUACAUCAUUACAAGACUUACGGGGUCGUAUUGUCAGAUGUGAUGCUAGUAUUGCCAAGCAUUCAUCAGAUAUCAGGACAUGUUUUGGUGACAUUCAGCGUGUGAUAAAUGAUCAAUACAAGGCACACACUGCAGUUCAAGAAGUCGUACAUAAAAUGGAAUCACAAAUUUUAGCACUAGGUGGUGAACUAGAGAAAUUGGCAGGUAUAAGUUCAUCAGAUUUAUUAUAUAUGAAAAAAGAUGCUAGACGUGACCUAGAUUUAUCAACAGAGAGAAAUGAAAAUUCUCUUCGAGAUAUAAAAAACGCCUUGACUCUGUACAAAUCUAGUAUGAGUGGAGAUAUAGACAGAAUAGAAAGUAGAUUGGCUUCCAUGGUGGAAAAGGCAACAAGUACUUGGACACAAAUGUUGGGAAAAUUAGAAAGUCGGUUGGAAGACAAUGUUUUCUCCAUACAGGGUAGACUAAGCAGGGUAGAAUCAGCUGUAGCAAGAGACAGACAAAUUAUCAAUAAUUUACAUGCGGUUAUUGAGAACACUGUUUUAUCUAAAUUAGAGGACUACAGCAGAUAUCAUCAGGCAGAACUACAGACAGCUAAGAAUGAGUUCCGAGAGGGAUUUACAUCAGUACAUGACAGUAUCAGUAAUGCUAAACGGGUUGUUGAAGGCAAACUUAAACUGCAAGAGGAUAAACUCAAAAAGGAUGUGAACCAAGUUAGAAAACUAGUUGUACUCCACUGAUGACUGUUUAGAAAAAUUCUCAAUUUAGGACAGAAGAAAAUCGUUGGAAUUGUGAAAGCUUUCAGAAACUUUUUUUUCAUUUCCUGAAUAAACACAACAUUCAAAUGUUAGAAAAUGUUAUGCAUUGUCAAUAUUGGAUAACUAACAGUGUAAAAUAUAUAUUUAUUUUUAUUUUUUUAUACAUGUACAUGUAUGUUUUUUAGUGUUUAUUUGAAUUACAGUACUGAUUUUGUU
Mytilus trossulus (common blue mussel) is the source of this 1643-nucleotide messenger RNA. RefSeq names its product protein FAM81A-like. The coding region runs from base 147 to 1409 and encodes 420 amino acids. Lineage: Eukaryota; Metazoa; Mollusca; Bivalvia; Mytilida; Mytilidae. The transcript is spliced from 6 exons. The record is from RefSeq and is a predicted model, not a curated record.